Stylophora pistillata is the source of this 1523-nucleotide messenger RNA. Its product is annotated as hatching enzyme 1.2. Gene Ontology annotation, biological process: proteolysis. The record is from RefSeq and is a predicted model, not a curated record. NCBI's taxonomy places the organism in Eukaryota, Metazoa, Cnidaria, Anthozoa, Scleractinia, Pocilloporidae. Gene Ontology annotation, molecular function: metalloendopeptidase activity; zinc ion binding.
UCAUGCAAAUUUGAAAAGACGAGGAUAGUUGAUGGACUUAUAGAUGCCUCUCUCCAGAGAUGCCGUUCCUUGGAAACAUUGUGUUCGUAUUCAUCAUACAGUUAUGUGUCACGUGUUUGGCUCUUGCUUCAGGCAAUCCGUCGAUGAAUGGAACUGAGUCAAAAUCGAUUUAAUCAGAAAACCCGGAUGAUGCAGUCUUGAAUCACAUAGAAGGGCUGAACAAUGGUGUUAAAGGCAGACUGUACGAGGCAGAUAUUGUGUUGUCUGAUGAAGAUAAGCACCUUGUAGAUCAACGAGAGGAAGGUGAUGGAGAUGGACCUGAAGGUGCAAAUAACAUGAUAAAGAGAAAUGCUGUAAGAAACAGACAAAAACUGUGGAAAACCCGUGUUUUGCCGUAUAGAAUAUCUCCAGCUUUAUACCGCGUCAAGAGCGUGAUCAUGGCGGCCAUGAAAGAGUUUCGCCGAAGCACUUGUUUACGCUUCAGGCGGCGAAGGAAAGAACCGCAUUGGAUCUAUUUCGUGAAACGGCCUGGUUGUUGGUCGUCCGUGGGUCAGAAAGUCUCCAUCCCAGGUCCUCAGCUUCUAUCUAUUGGUCCCGGAUGUGAUAAGAAAGGAAUCAUAAUGCACGAACUCAUGCACGCCGCUGGCUUUUGGCAUGAACAAUCGCGCACGGAUCGUAACAAGUAUGUGGAGAUAUUGUGGGAGAAUGUUGCCGAAGGUCAGGCUCAUAAUUUUAACAAGUACCCACAUGGCAAGCUGGACUCCCUGGGUGCUAUGUACGACUUCCAGAGCCUGAUGCAUUAUGGGAGUCGCGCAUUCUCCAAAAAUGGAAAACGUACUUUAAAAGCCAUCAAACAUUCCGGAUCGCAACUCGGUCAAAGAAAAGGUUUUAGUGAAACGGACAUACUGCAGUUGAAUGCACUGUACGACUGUAAAAGUCAAAGUUCCCAGACUUGGAGUUCUUGGACAAAGUUUGGUCCUUGUAAUGACAAAUGUCAGAAGGUUCGUCAGAGAUUCUGCACGACACGCGAUCGAACGCGCUGCCCUGGGGCGGGUGCUUACGGAAUUCAAAAGCAGCCAAGGACAUGCUCGCUAAAUGAGUGCUACGCUCCCGUUCAUGGCCAUUGGGGCCGCUGGAGCUCUUGGUCUUCUUGUACUCGAGCUUGUGGACCUGGCCUUCGCGCCAGAAGGAGGCUGUGUGACGAUCCACGUCCGAGGUAUGGCGGGAAAAGAUGUAAUGGAAGCAGCCUUCAGACUGAACGGUCCACGAGAUGCGAAUGUUGACUGAACAUUUAGAGGAAAGUAUUGAAAAAAGUGAUGGGAUUGUCGAUAAAAAGUCAUUUGUAAUAAACUCCACCAUAGAAGCAACUGGAAUAGUGAUUUGUCAAUGGUGUGACGAUGCAGAAAGUCAAUCAAUUGCACAUGUGAAAAACAAUUCGCGAACAACAAGGUUAAAGUUUCAUUCCACGCGAGGGAUGGGUAUUCUUUCCCCUUCUUUUGACCUCAGAAGCAGUCGAUGUCUUA